ACACAAGCAUCGAUCUCCUUGAAAGUAGCAACAUCUUGUUGGAUCAUUCCUCUCACCCACUUGUUAGGAAAGCAAGCGAAAUGGCUCCAAUAAAGAACAUUGCAUCGGCACUAAUCCUUAUCGUCGCCAUGGUGGCAACCGCAUCCUUACCCAUGUCAAGCGCCGUCGUCGACAGGACCGAUGAGGCCGCCUUGGGUGAGCUGACACCCAUCAUCAAGACGGCCUUAGACGGGGUCAUCGCAGCCUCCCCACCAUCCAAAGUGUUCGAAGUAAAAUCGGAUGUGGUGAACCAAGAACUCGUCGCUAUGGCCACGAUGAACAUGGCCCAGGGAGACAAGGAGAAAUUAAGUGCAUAUAUCAAGGCCUACAAGACGGCUGCUCAGCUAGUCACUGACGCCGCACCUGCUGAGAAGUUGACGGUAAUGGAUGAUGCCUUUACUAAGGCUGCUAACCCAAUUCCGUAAGUGGCACCUCAUUCAUAGAGUAUAUAGGCCCAGUUCUUUUCAGCUUUUGAUUCUCCAGAAUCGGCUUCUGGGAAGCUUCCCACAUAAUCAACCAAAAUCAGCCGUUGAGUUCUUUUCUGAGAUUGUGGUAUGAGAUUAUGGAUAAAUUAUGUGUUGAAAUGUUUGUAAUGUCCGGGGACUGAAACCGGGUGUUGAAUUUCUAACACUUAGUUGUUUCAAACAAUUUAUCAUCGAAUAUGAGCACAAAAUCGAUUUAUCAAUAUCACAGAUUGCUAAAUAUUACUAUAAAGAAG
Molecule: messenger RNA, 757 nt
Organism: Hordeum vulgare subsp. vulgare (domesticated barley)
Lineage: Eukaryota; Viridiplantae; Streptophyta; Magnoliopsida; Poales; Poaceae
Exons: 1
Coding region: 81-464 (127 amino acids)
Source: RefSeq, a predicted model, not a curated record